Emys orbicularis (European pond turtle) is the source of this 1018-nucleotide messenger RNA. RefSeq lists its product as uncharacterized. The transcript has 7 exons. NCBI's taxonomy places the organism in Eukaryota, Metazoa, Chordata, Testudines, Emydidae. The record is from RefSeq and is a predicted model, not a curated record. Gene Ontology annotation, molecular function: oxidoreductase activity. Bases 1 to 882 code for a protein of 293 amino acids.
AUGGGGACGCGGCUCAGCAUGGCCUCGCGGGCGCCGCUGGGCUUCCCCACGCUCCCCCUCUCCAAUGGCUUACACAUCCCCGUGCUGGGGCUGGGUACAUCCCAUCAAGGUGGAUAUUCCCAUGAUGCUGUGGUGUAUGCACUACAAAAAUGUGGCAUUCGUCAUAUUGAUACAGCAAAAAGAUACGGCUGUGAAUCACUCCUUCAGAAAGCUAUCAAAGAAAGUGAUGUGAAGCGAGAGGACCUCUGGAUAACUACCAAACUCUGGCAUAGCGACUAUGGCUAUGAAAACACAAAACAAGCCUGCCUGGAAUCAUGCAAAAGACUUGGUGUUCAGUACCUCGAUCUUUAUUUGGUACACUGGCCCGAUGCACAAGUUCCUGGUAAAAGUAAUCGUGAGGUCCGAGCUGAAACCUGGAGAGCCAUGGAGGACCUAUAUGAGAAAGGUAUAUGUCGGUCUAUUGGUGUAAGCAAUUUUCUCAUUAAUCAUUUGGAGCAACUAAAGGAAGAUUGUAAGAUCACCCCACAUGUUAAUCAGGUUGAAUAUCACCCUUUCCAAAGGCCCCAAGAGCUGGUGGAUUAUUGUAGAGGUAGAAACAUUGUUUUUGAAGGCUACUGUCCAUUAGCCAAAGGUGAAGCUCUUACUCAUCCUAAUAUAAUUCAGCUGGCAAAGAAAUAUGGCAAAACCCCUGCACAGAUCUGUAUACGUUGGAGCAUACAGAAUGGGAUUGUCACUAUUCCAAAAUCUACAAAAAUAGAAAGGAUACAGGAAAACUGUGAGGUUUUUGAUUUUAGUCUGAGGGAAGAAGAUGUGGAAUUUUUAGAUUCUUUGAACAUCAACAAAAAACUGAUUCACCUAACCUAUCCAAUAUGGAAAGGGUAACGUCAAACCAGAUUGUUCUAACCCGCAACAACCGAAACAUGAAUACAUUUUGAACUGCACAAAACUGUUUCACAUCUACAUUGUUCUAUUACCUUUAAAGCUCCUGUCAGUAGCUUAUGAUAUUAUUAUAUGCACA